AUGUCGGUUAAUACAGCCAAUACUCCUGAUGGACAAGGAGUUUUGAUUUUUAAUGGAGAAGUCAUACUGGUAUUUGGACAAGGUGUUGUGAUGUCUUUUGAGAAAAACCCCAAUGAGAAUCUACAUGGAAAACACAAUGGCUCGGUUUAUUUGACUUCACAUCGUGUGAUUUUCAUGCCCGAGAAUGGCAAAUAUUUCAAAUCAUUUGAGAUGCCUUUCUCUUCCAUGCAAGAUGUACAUUUGGAACAACCCAUCUUUGGUACGUUUGUCAAUGGUGCAUGUCCAGGUGCAAACUACUUGAGAGGAAUUGCUGUAGCGAUGGCUGGCUCGCAGUUGAGUGGUGAAAUCCCUUGGCGUCUAACAUUUAACAAAGGAGGCUGCAUCGAUUUUGGUCGUUCUCUACUGGAAGCUGUCGAUAGAGCCGAAAAAUUCCGUCCCGCAAACGCACCUCCAGCUUACGCUCCACCAUGUGGUGAUUUCUACGCUGCUCCUCCAGAUUAUUAUGCUCCUUCCUCUGACGGACACAAUGGUUUUCUACCGCCCACCCAUGCUUUUCCGGAUCGUCCUCAGUCAAACACAGUAUUCAUGCGUGAAGCCCCACCUCCGUAUCCAGGAAUUGGUCCAGAUCGUCCUCCCAUGCCGACUGAGCAGCUUCAUCGUGCUGGAACGACAUCAAACUUCGUCUGA
This is a messenger RNA of Cooperia oncophora, 687 nucleotides long. The record is from the annotation of a GenBank genome assembly. Lineage: Eukaryota; Metazoa; Nematoda; Chromadorea; Rhabditida; Trichostrongylidae.